Messenger RNA from Pangasianodon hypophthalmus (striped catfish), 828 nucleotides. RefSeq lists its product as uncharacterized. NCBI's taxonomy places the organism in Eukaryota, Metazoa, Chordata, Actinopteri, Siluriformes, Pangasiidae. Bases 208 to 828 code for a protein of 206 amino acids. The transcript is spliced from 4 exons. The record is from RefSeq and is a predicted model, not a curated record.
CUGGGUAUUAGACAUGAAAGAAUCGCCAUAAAGAAGGUGUUUGGGUUUGUACAUUUCUGACUAAACAUCACAGUUUAACCGCAACCAAUGAGCUGCUAGAGAGAGCGAGAGAGCAGUUUUCCACUGACGUGGACCAAUCAGAUUAAAGAACACACAACCGCAUGAAAGAGCUUCAGCAGCACGAGCCGCUCAGCACCAGUGUCUGAGAUGGAGACAUCAAGAGUCGCUCUCAUCGCUCUCGUGUGUGUUGUGUUCUCCAGUCAGAAGAGGAUCUCUGGAGCAGAAGUGGAGAUGAGAGUCAGACGAGGAGGAGACGUCACUCUCUACUCCGACUGUGUUUGGAAAAGUGGAUUAGAUGUUGUAUGGUUCAAACACUGCUCAUAUAGAGAUCAUCCUGCUCUCAUUAUAUCUGCUGCAGAUUUGAUGCGUGAUGCUUUUCCACGAUACUCGUCUGUGCAGAAUAAGACCAAUAACACACACAAUCUGCUGAUUAAGAAUGUCACAGAAUCAGAUAUGGGCCUGUACUACUGCGCUGUAAUUGAGAAAAAGCUUACAAGUACCAAGAAGUUUCGUUAUGGAAACAGAUCCACUCAACUUUCUCUACUUGGUCUCACACUGCACUUCAUUUCAUCCACAGCAGGAGUCCAACCUGAUCAGGGAAGAAAUGACAAAAUACAGAUUCAAAGGAGUGACAUGGAUGAAGGAGAAGAGGUUUGUUACGCGUCACUGGACGUCAAGAAGCUGAAGAAGGAAAAUAGUCAGAGAGAUCAGCACUCUGAUUUCAGCACGUAUUCAGAGGUCAGAAUGAGAGCAGCUGAGGAGGAGUGA